UCGCUGAUCUAUAUUACAAGUGGCAUGGCUUCAUAGUAAAACUUCAACAUUGAAUGUGUAAGACAUAUCAGCGCAAGAAGUUCGAAAAGUUGAAUUCUUUGAACCCUGCAGCUUGUCUAAGCAGACCCGCCCACCGACCACAUUGACUGAAAUACUUUUAUGAACAGCACGCAUGUGACAACUUCAGGUCAGCGGAUGAUUUAAAAAGCAAGAUGGCUUCCACGUUGGGAAAGCGCCUGGUAGCCUGUCUGCUCAACGUGUCUGAAGCCCGUAGAAAGGACCUGGUUGUAAAGAUAGCCCAGGCAGCUAUCACAAACAACAAUGGAGGUUGGCGAGUGGGGACUACAGUUCUCAACAUCUUCAAUGACUUUGACUACAACCGCUCAGUCAUUACAAUUGUCGCAAGCAUUGACCACAUCAGGGAGGCUGUGUUGUCUGCAUGUGAGCAGGCUUGUGGCCUUAUCGAUGUGAGCAGCCACUCCGGGGCUCACCCCUGCAUGGGUGCAGUUGAUCUAGUGCCACUGUACCCCCUUGGAGAGGAGGUGGGCUUGGAAGACUGCGCCAAAGAAGCCAGAGCCCUGGCCUCUGAGUUGACCCAGCAAGUGGUUGGGACCAGCACAUUCUUUUUUGGCUGGGCUGAUAUGCCCCAGAAGCGGAGUCUGGCCCAGCGAAGGAAGGAGAUGGGCUGGUUUAAAAAGCAUCCAGACACGUCAAUCAUCCAACCAGAUGUCGGACCAUCACCUCAGAAACGAUACGGCCUCACAGGUGUUGGGGCUAGUCCCUACGUGAUGAACUGUAACGUGACCAUUGGCACUGAGGACCUGGCCCUGGGCCGCCGCGUGGCAGCUGCUCUCCGGGAGUCCAACCCCAGUGGGAUCCCAGGUGUGCAGGUCCUCGCCUUGCCCCACGAGGGGGCUGUGGAGAUUGCCUGCAACGUGGAGAGUGUUCAGGGUGUGCCCCCCUCUUGCUCUGGAUCGGGCGGAGGAGACCUCUGGCCCUCUUUCAACAUCGGGGGCCAGGUUUACUGCCACGCACCCCCUUCGCUCAUCACGGCGCGGGUGGCAGAGUUGGCAGGGCGCGAUGGCGUGGCCACAAAGGGGACUGCCCUGGUGGGCUUCACCCCACGUGAGUGCCGCGGCCUGGCAGAACGGGCUUUGUCUCUCGGGAUUGGUGAAUUCUGGAAGGAACAGAGAAAACUGCACAUGUGAUGAGUAAUAGGGGUCUCCAUCUUUGCAAGGCCAAAAUGGAUUGUUUAGACUCGGUUUACUGGAAUGACCAAAAUCGAAUUACUCAUCAAGUGGGCAAAGCUCAAACAAAGGCAAAAGACAAAAUAAAACGAGUUUCAUGUAGAAUAAUACACCGUGUUUACAAGUUAAUCAAUCAUCAGUAUUCAUUUUUAUCUGUGUUUUUAUCUCUCACUUUUAAAUGAGCCUUAGCGUCAGACCUGCGAAUUAAAUGUCAUUAUCCAAAUACUUUUACACCUAUGGUAAACAUCGGCUUCUUUGAAGCCAGGGAAGCAUGCCAGUCCACAUGCAACAAAGGGUGUGUGUUUUAUGAUCUUAUUUUCUGGCACAGAUGUUGUAAUGCUAAUGAGAGGCUAUUCACUUUACCAUGAUUGCGGGAGAGCAGAAUACUGCAGGUGACUGACCUGAACAGUUCUGGUUUGGGUCCAAGCAUAAUAAGUGUGAUCUUAACUAUUGUUUGUCUGGGCUGUUACUCUGAUCAUGAUAUUCCCAAGAAUAUUUGUUCUGGAACAGUGUUCUUCCAAAAAAAUGUUUUAUUACUGUUAGUAGUAAUGAAUGCACUGUUUCAAUAAUAAUUCAAUAAACAUGAAGGUUACCAUCAUUAAGCUUGGUGGAUUUGAAACGUAAA
This is a messenger RNA of Clupea harengus (Atlantic herring), 1872 nucleotides long. It is a transcript of the gene ftcdnl1, whose product is annotated as formiminotransferase cyclodeaminase N-terminal like 1. The record is from RefSeq and is a predicted model, not a curated record. Lineage: Eukaryota; Metazoa; Chordata; Actinopteri; Clupeiformes; Clupeidae. Gene Ontology annotation, molecular function: transferase activity; folic acid binding.